AUGAAACUCUUUGAUGAUUUAUGUAAUGACCUUGAUCUUGUGGAUUUUCCUAUUUCGGUUCCAAAUUCCGAUUGGGGUACUUUCCCUAUUCGAUUUCAAUUAUCUUGGCUUGAAGGUACGGCGGGCGAAUGUUUUGCAAAAAAGCUAAAUGCUUUGAAGGAGAAAUUAAAAGUGUGGAAUAGAGAAGUCUUUGGGAGCAUUGAUAGGUCUAUUGACACGUCUCUAACCAAGUUGAAAGAAUUGGAUGAUUUAUAUGAUGAUAGGGGUCUCACCGAAGUUGAAGAAGACAUGCUUGUGACGGCUAAAGUGGAUUUUGAGGUGGCUCAUCGUCGUCAAAGCAUAAUGUUGAGACAAAAAUCAAGAAUUAGAUACUUUAGAGAUGGUGACCGUAACACAAAACAUUUUCAUCGAGUAGUGAAAGGUCAUAGAGCGUUUAACAACACCAAUAACCUUCGUAUCAAUGGACGUUGGACCGGAAACAAGGAAGAAAUCAAGUUGGGUAUUGCAAAUCAUUUUGAGUUAGCUUUUAAAGAAAUUUCAUACAAUCGUCCAAGAAUCAAGAGUAUGUGUCUAAAGCGUAUUGAUAAGAAUGCAAGUAUUUGGUUGGAGAGACCUUUUAGUGAAGAGGAAGUCAAGAUUGCAAUUAAAGAUUUGGGAAUUGAUCGUGCUCCGGGUCCGGAUGCACUACAAAAAAACUGA
Molecule: messenger RNA, 699 nt
Organism: Papaver somniferum (opium poppy)
Lineage: Eukaryota; Viridiplantae; Streptophyta; Magnoliopsida; Ranunculales; Papaveraceae
Exons: 3
Coding region: 1-699 (232 amino acids)
Source: RefSeq, a predicted model, not a curated record